ACGACCGUCGUUUACACUGUGCUUGCGUUCUGCUUUCCAUUGCCGACCUCUGUUCAUCUAAAUUUCUACGCAGUUCUCUUCAUUCCUUCAUUCUCAGGUGCAGAUACUCAUUCUCAAUGGCGCUGCCGAGUCAGGCCACCGUAGAUUACCCUAGCUUCAAGCUUGUAAUAGUCGGAGACGGUGGAACAGGGAAGACAACCUUUGUUAAACGUCAUAUAACUGGAGAGUUCGAGAAGAAAUAUGAACCGACAAUCGGAGUUGAAGUUCAUCCACUGGACUUCUUUACGAACUAUGGAAAGAUAAGGUUUUACUGCUGGGACACCGCUGGUCAGGAGAAGUUUGGUGGACUUAGAGAUGGUUACUAUAUUCAUGGACAGUGUGCCAUCAUCAUGUUCGAUGUCACUGCUCGUUUAACGUACAAAAACGUCCCAACAUGGCACCGAGAUCUCUGCAGGGUUUGUGAGAACAUACCCAUCGUGUUGUGUGGAAACAAGGUCGAUGUGAAAAACAGACAGGUUAAAGCAAAGCAGGUGACCUUCCACAGGAAGAAAAAUCUCCAGUACUACGAAAUCUCUGCAAAGAGUAAUUACAACUUCGAGAAGCCUUUCUUGUAUCUUGCUAGAAAGCUUGCUGGGAAUACGGAGCUCCACUUCGUCGAAUCACCUGCCCUUGCUCCUCCUGAAGUCGAAAUUAACUUGGCGGAACAAGCACAGCACGAAGCAGAGUUGGCACAAGCUGCUGCACAACCUCUUCCUGAUGAAGAUGACGAUGCUUUUGAGUGAAGCGCUUUAUAUCAACCGACUUGGCUUUGCUGUUUAGGGUUUUAUGGUGUGGUUUGUGGUUGUGGUUUUCUGGAGUUUGGAAGGCCGACCUAUGUGGUUCUUUAUUGAGGUCGGUUGUUUGGUUGUGUAAUUCACUAUAUAAUUGGACAUAGUAGGUUUGGUUAUAUUACUACUGCCAUCGAUUAAAUUUUGAUAAAUGAAUACCAUUAGCAGU
Cucurbita pepo subsp. pepo (vegetable marrow) is the source of this 996-nucleotide messenger RNA. RefSeq names its product GTP-binding nuclear protein Ran-3. Gene Ontology annotation, biological process: protein import into nucleus; ribosomal subunit export from nucleus. Gene Ontology annotation, cellular component: nucleus; cytoplasm. Gene Ontology annotation, molecular function: GTP binding; GTPase activity. NCBI's taxonomy places the organism in Eukaryota, Viridiplantae, Streptophyta, Magnoliopsida, Cucurbitales, Cucurbitaceae. The record is from RefSeq and is a predicted model, not a curated record.